GGUCACUAAAUUCAUUGCGCACUCAAUCGCGGAAGUGAAAGUGCAGAAUCGUUUAUAUUUUUAUUAUCGACUGCUGAUCAUAUUAAAAGAAUAUAAAGGGAUUUUUGUCUUUGUAGCAUCGCCAUAAUGGCAGUGGCAAAUCCGAAACAGACAAUACUUAAUCCAACAAUUCCCUUUGCUGGGACCAUUCUGGGCGGACUUCAUCCCGGAGAGAUGGUGCUCAUUCAGGGCAGUGUGCCGAGUAAUGCUGACCGAUUCCAGAUUGACCUGACAUGUGGGAGUAGCAUAAAGCCUCGGGCAGACGUGGCUUUUCAUUUCAAUCCUCGCUUCAAGAGCUCCCCCUACAUCGUCUGUAAUACCCUCCAACAGGAGCGCUGGGGAAAAGAGGAGAUUCACUACGUCAUGCCAUUCAGACACAAUACUGUCUUUGAGAUCAUCAUACUUGUAGAAAAAGAUUUGUUCAAGGUGGCAGUUAAUGGAUCUCACCUGCUGGAAUACAGGCACAGGUUGGAGCUCAAGAAGGUGGACACGCUGGCCAUAUCUGGAAAAGUUCGAAUUGAGGCCGUUGGAUUUAUUCCCAGUUCAAGUCCCGUCAUGUCACCAAAUACAGCCGAGAUCAAGAAAUCACAGUCUCGUACCGUUAUAUCAGAGGCAGGUGACAUGAGUCUUCCAUUUAAAAGCAAACUUGCCAAAGGAUUGAGCGCAGGAGAUUCCAUAAUGGUGAAGGGUCAGAUCAGUCAUUUCCCACACAGUCUCACUGUAAACCUGCGAGUCGCUGACGCAGAAGACAUCGCUUUGCACUUAAACCCUCGAUUCAAGACCAGAGUCUUCGUCCGAAACUCCUUUCUUUCAGGGUGUUGGGGCUCAGAGGAGCUUUCCCUCUCUAGCUUUCCCUUCACAGCUGGACAAUACUUUGAGAUGAUCGUCCUGUGUGAAGCUCAACAGUUUAAAGUGGCAGUGAAUGGAGUCCAUCAGUUGAUUUACAAGCAUCGUGUGCAAGAUCUCACUCGGGUGAAUGAGCUUGAGAUUCUGGGUGAUCUAGAACUGAUGGAUGUCAAGAUGUGGUGAGAAACUCCAGCCGAAGAACAAAUCCUCUGCUUUCUCCAACCAAGUGCGCCCAGGGCUCCAGCAAUCGAAACCGUACUAAACUGCACUAAUUUAACUUAAAUGUGGACUAUAUCUGGCUGCGCUUUUAUUUUACUAUCACUGGCCAGUCCAGUUGGACUAAACAUCAUACUUCUCUGGGUUGGGCGAUGUCCCCAUAAAUUGGCAGUUGACGAUGGUUACGUAAACCAUCGCGAUGGACGAUGAUAUCGUUAGGCGGGGGGGUAUUUUAAUUUUUCGUUAUUAUUCGUUAUUAUAUAAUUUUUAUUCGUUAUUUUACUUUAUUACUUCCACUUAAGAAGAGUUGUGCACUUUUUAUUUUAAUAUAUAUUUUACAUAAAUACUAUUCUGUUCUUAAAAUCUAUAAUUUUGUUAUUUUACUAUCCCAACUAAUGUCUCUUUCCUAUAGGUUGCACAUAAGGGGAAAAGGUAGCUUUAAUCCACUGAAGAAGAGUUGUGCACUUUUAAGCACCUUUUAAUCUCUUUACAUAAAUAUUUUUUUCUAUUUAAAAGCUAUAAUUUCAUUAUUUUACUAACCCAACGACUCCUCCGCGCUUUCCAAAUUUUGCACGUAAAUAUCUGUGCAUAUGUGCCACCAGUACUCCGUCAGAGAGCGGGUCUUCAGCACCGCGGGGAGCAGCCAGCACUUCAAUCCGCAGCUUAUUAAAACUAGACAAAGUGAACAGGGCCAGACACAUCUAAAUUUAAACAUGGUCUGUGUAUGUAAAUCCCGCGUUUCGGUCGGAGUGUUGUUCCCGUUUUCUUGUUCUUGACGUUCCCUGAAUUCUGGGUUUAUAUCUUAAUCUGCCGCUUCAGUGCAGUAUAGCCUCAAUGUAACAAUGAGCACGAUCUCCCGAGACACUACAAAAAGCUACUAAUAAAUGAUUAAUAUGGGCUGUUUUCUUGUACAAAAUUAAAUAUUUUAAGAUAAAUGUACAACAUGUAAAAAGACAAGAUUCUAGCAAUGUCAAGAUUAGGGAUGGGCAUUUUCCAGUAAUUUACUAAUUUUUUUAAUAUUUAAUUUUUCGAAUAUUUAAGCUCUUAAAGAACGAAUAUUCGUUUAUUUAAAUUAUGUUAAUUAAGACAUGCGUGUUUUGUAUUUUUCAUUUUGUCAUAAUUUCACAGAAGGCUAAUAAUUAGGAAAUAUCCACAGCAAGCUAAACUUAUAUUUAAUUAUUGCCAUUAAACUGCCAUGUGCAGUUAUCCGGUUAAUUUUCGAAAGAGCACCGCAAAUAAUAAAUGUUCUCCGUUUCAUUUCGUUCUCCGUGUCUGUCUCUUUAUUAACAAACUAAAGUAGACUUUAUAACAGAAAGCUUACAAAUCUCUCAUGAUGUGUUGAUUCGGGCGGCGGAGAAGCACGUUUAAUAACACGUGAGCCCUCACUGAGCCAGUGGCCAAAUACGGCGCGGCGGGGACAAACCCGGAGAUAAAAGGAAAAACUUAAAUUCGUCUGCAAUCUGCAUUGCCAAACAAUCUGAAAUACAUACAAAUUAAUGUUCAUGUAUAUUUUACAUUUAAGUCUGUAAAAGACAGUAUAGAUGAAGUGAAAAACCAUUAAAUAAGUUGUUACCCUUUGGUGGCACAUUAAAAACAAACAAACAUUCGAAUAGCAUUUUUUAAAUUCGAAUUAUUAUUGCCAUUCGAAUAUCCGUGCCCAUCCCUAGUCAAGAUCAAAUGCCCGACAUUUCACAGACUAACACACGUCACGUCUUCUAUUUAAUUUAUAGACCAAUUCACGCAAAGAUAUUAGGUUAACUAUAGUCUAUAUAGAGAGUAAGUGUAUGUCGACUCGCAGCGGAGUGGGGAGGGGGCGUGGCAUCACGAUGGUGUCUCUCCAUCGUGAUGUCAGUCAACCAUCACGAUGGACGAUGAUAUCGUUUAUCGGCACAACCCUAUUCUCAACUAAUUUAUUCAGCUACCUACCUUGAUUUUUUUUUUUCAAAACAACUGCUUCGUUUGUGUGAUAAAGAUCAGAUAUGUGAUUCUAUUUGAUAAUCUUUUGAUAAGAUGUCAUUUCAAUGACGCGUUGCUCUGCAAAGGCCAGCAGGUGUGACUGCCCAUGGGUGCCCACAAACAGUUGCCAAGAGAAUGUUGGCGAUGUGAUUUUGAGAAAAAGUUAAGAAAAGUUGAACUUUAUGCAAAUGAGGUAUAGUGACUUAAACUGUCACUGGGACAUAAAUAGGUCUUAAUAUUUACCAUUUAGAUACAAAUAUGUAUAAAUGUUGUACCAGUAUGUACCCUUUGAGGUACAAAUAUGGACUCUUUAUGUAUAAAUGUGUACAUUUUGAAAGAGUAAGGCCCCAGUGACAGCUUUUCUUGAGAGUGUAAAGUGAAUUGGUUGCACACACAUGGUCUGAAUAUAGGCAGGAUGGAGAAGUUAAACUUACAGUUCGCCGUUUCUCACAUAUUUAGGGCCCUAUGAAAUCCGUUUAAUUUAUUCUCAAAUUCCGUGUUUUCCGUUUUUAUUUUUCUGGAUUCUGCUUUUCAUUAUUUCAGCAAUCAAAAAGCAUAUCUUAUCAACUAACAUUAAACAAAUACAAUUUAACAACAAUUUAUUGAAAGUUUUAUCUAAAAUUACAUUGUCAGAAAAAAAGGUACAAAGUUUUUUCUUUUUCUGUCGCUGGGGUGGUACCCUAACAGGGACCUUUUUGUACCUUUAUGGGUAUAAAACACAUUGAAAUGUUGUACCUUAUGGGGUACAACAUUAUACCCGAAGGACCAUAUAGCCGUGUAUAGCUAUUGUGUACAUUAAGGAACAAUUUUGUACCAGUAAAAGUAACUUUUACUGGUACAAAACAGUUAACUGUACCUUUAAAGUAACAAAAAAGGUAUAACAUUGUAUUAUGUUUAUAUACCUGUAAAGGUACUAAACGGUACAACCCUGGUGACAAAAAAGGUACAGUUUUGAACCUUUUUUCUGACAGUGUAGACCAAUGUAUUUCGGCUGUCACCGUAACCGCAGUGUACUAUAACCAUGCUAUUGACAAGCAACCAAAUGCUUAGUUUAUCUUUUAAUAAUAAGACUAUACUCAUCUUGUUUUACUUUUCAGGCAUGUGUAUUAAAUGUGAAUAUGUUAGUUAUAAAAUUGUCAACAUUUUAUGAUUUAACAUUAGCAAUAAAUACAAAUAAAACACUGCACAGUUGCCACUGUAUGAAUUAAUGUUUUAAUAUACUGAUAAAUAUCCAGCUGUUUAUGUUCACUUAAACAUGAUCACAGUUCAGUGAUCACGACUGCCGGUGCCGAUGCUCCUGUGUGCGCGGCUGCGCGCUUCGGAUGUGAGCCCUGAUGUUGUCUGAGGUGCUUUAAAUAGAUGCGAAGAGCGUUGCGUUCAUGGUCUUUGUUUUCUGGUUGUUUUCUUCUUGUUCUACUUUUCUUCAUCUAUCUUUUUUUAAUGAUGGUAAAUUGCUGUCAUUUUAUUUGCAGAUUAAUAAAACAUUUGAAAAUGA
Messenger RNA from Paramisgurnus dabryanus, 4552 nucleotides. It is a transcript of the gene lgals8a, whose product is annotated as galectin 8a. NCBI's taxonomy places the organism in Eukaryota, Metazoa, Chordata, Actinopteri, Cypriniformes, Cobitidae. Gene Ontology annotation, cellular component: cytoplasm. Gene Ontology annotation, molecular function: carbohydrate binding. The record is from RefSeq and is a predicted model, not a curated record.